Molecule: messenger RNA, 1693 nt
Organism: Zerene cesonia (dogface butterfly)
Lineage: Eukaryota; Metazoa; Arthropoda; Insecta; Lepidoptera; Pieridae
Product: protein ALP1-like
Exons: 2
Coding region: 344-1420 (358 amino acids)
Source: RefSeq, a predicted model, not a curated record
GAUAGUUGUGAACACUAUUGUAUUUUAAUCUAUAUUCGGUGUUGAUUUUGUGGACUGUGGUAUCAACUGUUAAUCAAGUUUCGUAUCGGAGAGUUGAGAUUUGAUAAUCCGAGGACCGAGAGUACAAAAUUUGAAAACAAGAAUAAUUUAGUAUUUACCAUGAACAAAAAACGAAAACCGUUUAUUCCAUAACAUAAAGGGAUAGAGUAAUGAUAUUUGAUCACCGAAAGCAAGUGAUAUAAUUUUUGUAUUAAACUUCUAGCAAUAAUAUGAAUGAAAAUAUACAUCUUAUCAAAUUCCAAAAAAGGAAUAUUCCAAAUAAUAGUAAUCAAUUUAUAAACCGAUGGAAAAGAGAACACUCGCAGUAUUCCUAUCAGAAUCGUGUAAAGACAACAAUUAUAGUAGCGAAUCUAGUGAUUGGAGUGAUACACAACGCAUUUCUGAUUUAAGCGACGAUGAUGAUACUAAUGAGGAUACAUUAUUUUUUCCCUUGAUGCAAUAUCUAUUAAAAUCUAAGAAAAAAAGAGUUGAUGAUUACUUACAUUGUAUCGAGUCUUGGACUGAUGUAGAAUUUAAGAAUCGCCUUCGAUUAUCGCGGCAAACAGCAUAUAGACUUAUCGAUGAUUUAGAAAAAUCAGGAUUUAUAGCUACUCACAAAUUUGGAUUAAAGCCAUUAGAACCAAAGCUAUGUUUCUUUAUAUUUUUAACAUUUAUUGCAAGUAUUGAAUCAUUAACCCCUAUUGCAACUAGGUUUGAUAUAUCUAUAUCAUCAACUUUUCGAGUUAUCAGGAGAGUGGUUGCUUGGUUGUUAACCAAAUUAAAUGAAACCAUUAAAUGGCCUACAGAGAUAGAUCAUAUUAAAGACAUUAGUAAUACAUUUUAUGAUAAGACUGGAAUCUCAAAUGUGAUAGGAGUUAUUGAUUGUCUGCAUGUCAAAAUUGAAAAGCCUAAGAACGCAAGAGAAUACUGCAAUGGAAAAGGGUAUUUUUCCAUAGUGCUACAAGCAACAGUGGAUGCUAAUUUAAGAUUCACAAAUAUUUACUGUGGAGAACCUGGUUCGUCAAAUUGUUUUAGAGUAUUGAAGAAAUCACCAUUAUACAACACAGCACAAAAAGAUAAAAAUUUGCUAUUCCCAUACAAUGUAUAUCUUAUUGGACACUCUGGAUAUCCCUCCUUAUCUUGGCUAGUCCCACCAUACAGGGAAAAUAAACGAUUAACAUUGACGCAGAGAGAGUUUAACUCUUUACAUGUAUCGGCAAGGAAGAUAAGUGAAAAGGCAUUUACUUUGUUAAAAUCUAGAUUUAAAAGGAUUAAGAUUUUUGGUGUUUACAGAAAUAUUACUUUCAUAACUGAUACAAUUGUAGCAGCAUGUAUUCUACACAAUUAUUGUGUCAAUGAAAAUGAGGAGUUAGAAGAUUGAUUUAAAAGUAAAUCCAGUGAAAUUGGUUUGUAUACUACAUACCACAAAGACAACACAACAUUAAAAUGACAGCUAUAAAAGUGAAUAGAACUAGUAAUAUGGAAUAAUUCAUUCAAAGAAUUGAAUAAGUAAAUAAGCUAUCAUUGUUUUUUUUACUUUAUAUGUGCUCUUUAACAUAUUAGUAUUGAAAUAUAUGCAUUUAGAUUUUUAAUAUGUAGGUAAGUACAUAACAACAACAUAUAAGAUGUUUUAUUAAACUAGCCGAGAAUUGUU